CAGUAGUGUAGCACGGUUCAUGCCUUAUCGAUUUUCGAUUAUUCAGCAUUAUUGGAAUUCGAUUGCGAGUUAGUAAUUGAUAUAUUAAAUAUAGAUCCAUUUGAAUAUUUAACAUAAUCGUUUGUAAUUGCCGAUAAAGAGUGAUCGAGCUUCAAGCAAACUUGUUUCGGUUCACAUUUGGUCCGCACACUAACGCCAUCUAUCGAAAGUAGAGAUGAUCAACUUAAUACCGCUACUCGCCGCCGCGGCGCUAGUGUCGCUGCAAUGCUUGUCGGCCUACGCACGGAUCGACGACGCAAAGCUCGAACUAGAUAACAGACUAUUACCAAAUGAAAUACCAGCCGCCAUUCCGAGUCCCAAACGCCGUACAGUGGGGAAAUACGUGAAGAUUUCCGGCCCUCCGCCGGAAACGGCCCGGUUCGUGCCCGGCACGACUCUCGUACUGGAGUGUGAGAUUAUGGGCAACCCGGCGCCGUUUGCCGGAUGGUUAAAGAAUGGAGUACCGGUUUCUGAUUUUGAAGAAGACACCAACGAGAUCUUCUCCAUCAACCCACUCAGCCCCGCGCGGCUGACCAGCAAGUUCGUGAUCCGAACAGCUUCCAAUGGUGAUGUCUUUACUUGCGUCGCCAGCUCCGGACUUAGGGAGAAUAGCGCCUCCACCACGGUUUAUGUUGAAGGCUCCGGAUCAGACUCCAUCCUCAACGAGAUAAUGCCGUCGAAGCCGAUCAUCACUGCGUUCUACAACGACCUGUUCCAGCUGGUGGGCACCAGCGCCACGCUGCCCUGCAGGGCGUUCAGCCCUACCAAGACCCAGGUUCUGUGGAUGGACAAUAAUGAGAAUGUUGUCUACGGAAGCAAUCGAUUGAGGGUGUUACCAUCUGGAGACCUGCACAUCUCGGGCAUCAGUUGGGACGACAUGGGCAGCUGGACGUGUUCCGUCAAGAACGCGUACGGUAGAGAUGUAAUGGAAACAUUCCUCUAUCCACUCGUGGCGCGUUGAACACGGAAUAAAAAUGAAACUUGCAACCAACCACGCAGCUGAGUUACCCGCCGACGAUAUUUUGAUGUUCCUACUUUUUACUUAUAAGUAAAGGAUAAAAAUAUAAUAUAAAAAUAAAUGAUUGUUAUUAUUAGAUUUAAGAUUGAUCUGUAUUAAGCUGUGCUCACGAAAGGUAUUUUUAAGGGAAAAAUAUGUACUUAAUUUAUUUAUUAUUUCGUUUUAGGUUUGAUUUGUGACAUUUUUAUUAAUAAUUUUAUGGCAAUAGAUUUUGUGUUUAUUUUUCUACGCAUCGCAUAAUUAAAAAUGUAAAUAUUUUUAGUAUUAAAGUGUGUGCUAGCGCCAUCUGUUGGCGAAAAGUAAUCCACCUACUCGUCGAUAGAUGGCGCUA
Molecule: messenger RNA, 1388 nt
Organism: Maniola jurtina (meadow brown)
Lineage: Eukaryota; Metazoa; Arthropoda; Insecta; Lepidoptera; Nymphalidae
Gene: IBP2
Product: neural/ectodermal development factor IMP-L2-like
Exons: 7
Coding region: 215-1000 (261 amino acids)
Biological process (GO): dendrite self-avoidance; homophilic cell-cell adhesion; axon guidance
Cellular component (GO): plasma membrane; axon
Molecular function (GO): cell-cell adhesion mediator activity
Source: RefSeq, a predicted model, not a curated record